Messenger RNA from Amphibalanus amphitrite, 2656 nucleotides. Its product is annotated as kanadaptin-like. The coding region runs from base 184 to 2460 and encodes 758 amino acids. The record is from RefSeq and is a predicted model, not a curated record. Gene Ontology annotation, molecular function: mRNA binding; protein binding. The transcript is spliced from 9 exons. NCBI's taxonomy places the organism in Eukaryota, Metazoa, Arthropoda, Thecostraca, Balanomorpha, Balanidae.
UUUUUGAGCGUUUUUCGCGUUUUUUGAGCGUUUUGAGCGUAUUUAUUUUAUUCUCAACUGUUUUGAUUUUGAGUUCGUUUGCUAGCUUCAGCUUGGGUGGUACCUACCUACUCUGCAUGAAACUGUAAAAAGGGACCGAAUUUGGCAUAAUUAAUUUAGUACAGUUCCGGAAAACUGUCGACAAUGGCGGACGAUCCGGACGUCCCUAAGAAGAAUGUCAGUUCCGAUGGGUUUGUUAUUCCGAGCGCGGCACCGAUUCGGCCCCGUCCGGCUGGUAGCGCCAACAAGCAGCCCCCCAGCCCUGACCUGCCGCCGCCGCCACCGCCGGGCGGCUCCUCGGAGAAGACGGAGCCCUCAAAGCAGGUCGGUUCGGGCGAUAAGGCAGGGCCGGCGGGCGGCCGGUCGGCGCCGCCGGCGGGCUCGGGGGUGCCGUACCGACCGCCGCGCUGGGCCGGCUGCCCGCCGCGGCCCUACUCCCUGGAGGUGCUGCGCGGCGGCCAGAUCCUGGACACGGUGCCGCUGGAGGAGCGCGCCUGCGUGGUGUUCGGCCGCCUGCCCGAGUGCGACGUGCGGCUGGAGCACCCGUCCAUCUCCCGGUACCACGCGGCGCUGGUCUACAGAGCAUCUGCAGAUGACGAGCAUGAGGCGGGGUACUACCUGUAUGACCUGGACAGUACGCACGGUUCGACGCUCAACAAGAAUCCCAUCCGCCCCAACGUCUACUGCCGGAUGCGUGUAGGCCACAUGUGCAAAUUUGGCGGCAGCACGCGGCUCUUCAUUCUGCAGGGUCCGGAGGAGGACCGGGAGCCGGAGUCGGAUCUGACCGUGACGGAGCUCCGUGAGCUCGGCCAGCGCCGUCAGGAGCAGCAACAGGAGCGACUGGAGCAGCAGCAGGAGCGGCUGGAGCGUCUGGAGACGGAGGAGGGCCGGACAGAGGGCACGGAGGCCGACCGGGGACAGAGGGAGCAGCCGACUGCCGCCGAAACCACCGCAGAGGAGGGCAUCUCCUGGGGCAUGGCCGAGGACGCGGAUGAAGAGUCGGACCUGCAGUUCAACCCGUUCGCGCUCGGAGAGGCCGAGAACGAGCAGCUCUACCUGGUGGACCCGAAGCGCACGCUUCGCGGCUGGUUCGAGCGCGAGGGCCACGAGCUCGAGUAUCAAACCGAGGAGCUGCCCGGCGGCCGGCACAUCUGCCGAAUCACUCUCCCACUGGACACGGCCGACGGAAAGCCGCCGGUGGCCGAGGCGCAGCACGUCGGGAAGAAGAAGGAGGCGGUGUUCCAGUGCGCCCUGGAGGCGUGUCGCCUGCUCGACCGGGCCGGCGUACUGCGGCAGGCUAAACAGGAGAGCCGCCAGACCCGGCGGCGGAAGCAGACCGGUUACGAUUCGGACGACGACGAUACGUUCCUGGACCGUACCGGCGCUGUGGAGCGCAAACGGCAGCGACGCCAGCAGACGACGGCCGCCGAGCAGCCGGCAGAGACCUACCAGAGCCUGCUGGCCCAGUACCAGAAGGUGGAGGCGGAGGCCGCCGCGCUCGAGCGGCGCCUGCAGCAGGCCGAGACGGCCGCCCAGUCGCCUGCCGAGCCGGCCGCAGCUGACGGUGACGAGCUGGACGCGUUCAUGACGCGGCUCAGUCGCGGCGCCAUCGGUGACCGCCAGGAGCGACGCCAACUGCGCGCCCGUCUCAGCCAGCUGCGCUCCGAGCAGGCGCGCCUCGGCCGGCUGGUGAACCUGACGCGGCCGGCCGAGCUGCCGCCGCUCCAACUGCCGCCGCAGGCGGUCUCCGCCCGCUCGCCUCUCACCGGCUUCAUCGGCAGGCGGAAGGGCAAGGGCCCGGCGACACCGGCGGCCGGCCGGCGGGCCGCGUCGCUCGCUGGCGGCCUGGGCCCGGUCCGCGCGCCGGCCGGCCCGCCGAGUGUGACGGACUCGCCCGCUGUGUCAGCGACCCCUGCCGACAGGGACGCCGGCGCCGGCCAGGAGUGUGACCCUGCCGGCGCCGCUCCCACCGGCGACUGCUCCCGGCUGUCGGAGGUCCAGACCGCGGGCAGUGAGGGUGAUAAAGACUCUAAGGUGGAGACUGAACGCACCUCCCCUCCCCCGGCGGGGACCGACGACAGUCCUUCGGCCGGUCGCACCUCCCCUUCCCCAGCGGGGGCUGACGAUGGCUCCGCGGUCGGCUGCGCUCCCCCUCCCCCAGCGGGGGCUAACGGCAGCCCUGCGAUCGGUCCCAAUCUCCCUCCUACAGCAGGGGCUAACGGCAGUCCCUCACCUCGCUCCAGUCCUCCGGAAGAGCCGACCAAGCCAGUCAGGCCGCCCAAGAAACGACGCCAGGACAGAAAGGCAGCGGCUCCCCAGUACUCGGAGCUGGCCGGCGACGGCUCGUACGACGUGUGGAUGCCGCCGGAGGGACAGACCGGGGACGGCCGGACCAGUCUCAACGACAAGCUCGGCUACUGAGAGCUGGAUACGUGUCCGGCGACCCGGGACAGUGACUACUGACGAUCUCUCAUUGUCCAGCGCGUGCACCGCUUCAGUGAGCUCGUGUGGAUGUCCGUUACGCUACUUCCAUUUAACAGAGCGGUAGCAAUAUAAUUAUGUAUUUUUCACAGUACUGCUUGUACAUGUUUUUGACAAUAUAUGGAUACAUGGUGCG